CUCACUAAAAUAUCGUUUGUAUCUAAAAGUUUUCGAAUCAAGCAAAAUAUAUCAACAACAAACUUCCGCGAUUUUUGUAAUAUUACAUUUUAAAUUGACUUUUUCUCUUUAAGAUAAAACGAUAAACUGUAAAAUAAUAUUGAUAGUUCUUAGAUUAGUUGUGUAAAUAGUAUAUUUUGUUAUUGUAGUAGAUAUCAUUCGUUUUGAUCAACAUAACCUAAAAACUUCUUUGCUUCCCACAAUGAACCCAGAAAAAGUGAAGGAAAUAGGAAAAAUAUGCAUUCCAGGAAUGCGACUAAGCUUAUACAACAAAGAAUUCAUCCCAGGCCCAGGAACUUAUGAACUUCAAGGUUACAUUUAUGCCACAUUGGCUGGUGUCCUGAAGAUGGAAGUAGAUGAAACCACCAAGGCCACAACAGUAUCAGUAGAAAGUCCACGGACUCCAAGUGUCCUGCCUAAAACUGGAGAUAUUGUCACAGCUAAAGUAAUGGUGGUAAAUUCAAGACAAGUCCAUUGCACAAUACUUUGUGUUGGCCCUUCAGUCCUUGUAAGGCCUUACAGAGGUAUAUUGAAAAAAGAAGAUAUAAAAUCCACAGAUAAAGACAGGAUAGACCCCUAUAAAUGUUUCAGGCCUGGUGAUGUCAUAUUGGCAAGAGUUCUUCCAAUGACAGAAAUUCAUUGGUACCACCUGUCUACAGCAGAAAACGAACUUGGAGUGGUCAUAGCAACCGCAGAGGGGUCCCCACAGGGUGUAAGCAUGUUGCCCAUAAGUUGGUCAGAGAUGCAAUGUCCUAAAACCCUUGUCAAAGAACCCAGGAAAGUUGCCAGAGUCAUCCCAGAAAAUAUAAAUCAAGCACUAUUUCCUAUUGGAAACAAGGACAAAGAAAAGAAAUGAUUAAAAAUAAAAUUGGUUACUUUUAGUA
Pectinophora gossypiella (pink bollworm) is the source of this 923-nucleotide messenger RNA. It is a transcript of the gene Csl4, whose product is annotated as exosome complex component CSL4. The coding region runs from base 242 to 895 and encodes 217 amino acids. NCBI's taxonomy places the organism in Eukaryota, Metazoa, Arthropoda, Insecta, Lepidoptera, Gelechiidae. Gene Ontology annotation, cellular component: cytoplasm; nuclear exosome (RNase complex). The transcript has 3 exons. Gene Ontology annotation, biological process: RNA processing. The record is from RefSeq and is a predicted model, not a curated record. Gene Ontology annotation, molecular function: RNA binding.